Molecule: messenger RNA, 2127 nt
Organism: Penicillium olsonii
Lineage: Eukaryota; Fungi; Ascomycota; Eurotiomycetes; Eurotiales; Aspergillaceae
Source: the annotation of a GenBank genome assembly
AUGGCGAAAAAAAGACGUGAGCCUACAUCAGACCUAGAACAGGAAGGUCGUGAGUCUCAAAAGAGAAAGUUUGUUGCCUGUCAGCGAUGUCACUCGCAUAAGAUCAAAUGCUCCGGAGAUUUACCAUGCACCAAAUGCCGCUCGGUAGGCUGCGCCGACGAAUGCGUGUAUGCCACUCGGGAUCGCCAGGUGAAAGUGAGUGAGAAAGCGCCAUCUCGGCCUGCAGAUGCUCCUGACGGAACGGGGAUUCAGAAUCCUCUGAUUGGAGACCGAGCCUGGUUUCAUCGGUACGACCCAUCCUCGCCGCCCAUCUAUAUCGGCGAGGCAGCAUGCUCGGCAUUCGCCACUCGAUUUCGUCGCUUCUUGACCGGAAACAGUGCAAUGCCACACAUUGCAAGAACACAAUACGAGCGGGAAGAGAACAUCGCUGCAGCAAACGAGGCUGAUAUUCAAUGGCCAAGUCUCCAUCAUGCUCGGCUGUUGGUCAGGAUAGCAAUCCACCAAAUUGGACAUCUGUACCACCUUAUGAUGCGCAAGUCAACGUUGGACAAGCUGGAAGAGAUCUACCAGACCCAAGACUUCGAUUGCAGAGCUAGCAAAUGCAAAUUCUUUGCUUUGUUUGCCUUUGGGCAGGCAUACUCUAUCCGAUCCGAGCCAUACUCUGGAUCGCGGGUACCCGGGACAUCAUACUUUGCAAGAGCUAUGGGAUUGGUUCAGAUUCUUCCAGAGAGAACGAGUGUAACACAUUUGGAAACUUUGUUGCUGCUAUCCUUAUUCUCAUACUAUCUCAACCGACGGCAUUCGGCCUACAUUCUAAUUGGAAACGCCAUGCGAAUGGGCUUAACAAUCGGACUGAACCACAGCAUCCCUGAGUCCCAGCUAAUUGACCCAGUUGAACGCCAGCACCGUAUCCAGAUAUGGUGGACAAUCUACAUAUUUGACCGGAUGUGGGGAUCAAAAAUGGGACUUCCGAUGCAAAUACUCGACGAUGACAUCCACGUUGACAUGCCAUCAACGAUAUCUCCUCGCUGGCGCCACGAAGAAGAACUAUCCGACAGUGAAUACAUGACAGCCAAUAUCAAACUGGCCCGUAUAGUCGGCGAAACAAUCACAAAGCUUUACAGUCGACGAAAGUACCAAGAAACCUUCCUCCAGCGCGUCCAAAAGCUCCUCAAAGCUCUGAAGCACUGGGUGGAAACCCUCCCUGAGUCCCUGCGACUCAAUAUGGAGGAUCUGGAAUCCAGCAAAAAGCCGAUUGUCUCUCUCCACAUGGCCUUCAACCAAUGUGUGAUCCUAUCUACACGUCCAACACUGCUCCACCUCUUGAUGACACUAGGUCAAACGAAACCAAGCGGGACCGAGAGCGAGAGCGGAACCGAGACCGAUAGCGCCUCUGUAUCACAACCGGUGCUGACGCUAAGCGAGGCAUGCAUCCAUGCAGCACGGCAUUCACACUCCAUGAUCCUAACACGGUGGAUCAACGGGUCAAUGCCGACGUUUGGGUAUUUCCACGCACACUAUUUGUUUUCGUCGGCAUUGAUCCUGGCAAUGUCGAGCUUUGUCCCAAUUGGGAAUCCAUCCGACAUGACCGGGUUUGACUCCGCGCUGGACUUGCUGCGUUCGAUGACAGAGAACGGGAAUCUAGCAGCUGCCGAGUUCUACAAAAAUUUGGAGCAGGUGAAAAUCUGUCUGGAUUCCUAUCGCGGGUUGAAGGCUGGUCGGGGUGAAGGGGGCGUCGAAGUCGCUAGCGCAACUAAUCUACAGGCUGAUCCUGGCUCUGCAUCUGGGUUUACUGGGCUAUCAACGUUGACAAACGUGACGGCUCAUUCCUCGAUGCAUCCUUUGCCGCCGAAUACAUGCACCUCUGCCCCUGCGUCGGUCACGUCGUUGGUGGCGCCUCGCGAAUCAUUAGCUUCUGCUCCCACUGGUCUGCCAAUCCAGCAAGGCAUUGACGCAUAUGCAUUUCCGAUUCGCGAUACUGUCAGCGGGUACACGACUGAGAUGGCGUUCUUGGAGCCGACUAUGCAGGAUUUCCUUGCGCAAUCGGAUAUCGAUCUUGGCUUGUUGCACCCUGUUGAUGCGUUCUUUAACGAAGCGGAAAACCUUUAUACUUGCCAUGAGUUAUGA